Thlaspi arvense is the source of this 1107-nucleotide messenger RNA. The record is from the annotation of a GenBank genome assembly. NCBI's taxonomy places the organism in Eukaryota, Viridiplantae, Streptophyta, Magnoliopsida, Brassicales, Brassicaceae.
AUGAACAUGGACAAGCAAACGGAACAAACCCUAAAUUACUUACCUUUGGGUCAGAGCGAUCCCUUUGGCAACGGCAACGAAGGAACGAUCGGCGACUUCCUCGGAAGAUUCUGCAACCCUCAAGAGAUUUCGCCGUUAACUCUACAAUCCUUCUCCCUCAAUUCCCAGAUCUCCGAGAAUUUCCCCAUCUCCGGAGGGAUCCGGUUCCCUCCCUAUCCAGGUCAAUUCGGAUCCGAUCGUGAAUUCGGGUCGCAACCAACAACGCAGGAGAGCAACAAGAGCUCGUUGCUGGAUCCAGAUUCAGUUUCGGAUCGAGCUCAACCCACGAAAUCAAACUCCAGGAAGAGAAAAUCGAUCCCUAAUGGAAACGGCAAGGAAUCUCCAGCUUCAUCGUCUCUCACAGCUUCUAAUUCCAAGAUUUCAGGAGAGAAUGUUGGAUCCAAGGCUGGGAAGAGAAGCAAGCAGGAUGAAGCUGGGAGCAGUAAAAACGGAGUUGAGAAAUGUGAUAGUAAAGGCGAGAACAAAGACGAUGCAAAGCCUCCUGAGCCGCUUAAAGAUUACAUUCAUGUUAGAGCAAGAAGAGGUCAAGCAACGGAUAGUCACAGCCUCGCUGAAAGAGCAAGAAGAGAAAAGAUCAGCGAGAGAAUGACUUUGCUUCAGGAUCUUGUUCCUGGUUGCAACCGGAUUACAGGGAAAGCAGUCAUGCUUGAUGAGAUUAUAAACUAUGUGCAGUCAUUGCAGAGACAAGUCGAGUUCUUGUCCAUGAAGCUGGCUACUAUAAAUCCAAGAAUGGAGUUUAAUUCUAAUGCUGCUUUAUCCACAGAGAUGAUUCAGCAGGGAGAGUCUUUAACGCAGUCUCUUUACGCAAUAGCUUGCUCAGAGCAAAGACUUCCCUCAGGAUACUAUUCUUUAGCCAAGAACAUGCCAAGAUUCUCAGACGCACAAUUCACCUCCAGCGAUGGAUUUGUUCAACCUGAGACACCAGGAUUCUGGGAAAAUAAUGAUCUGCAAAGCAUUGUUCAAAUGGGUUUUGGAGAUAUCCAGCAACAGAGUAACAACAACAAUAACUGUUCUGAGCCAACACUUCAAAUGAAGCUUGAGCCAUAA